Messenger RNA from Cyprinodon variegatus (sheepshead minnow), 4692 nucleotides. It is a transcript of the gene vgll4b, whose product is annotated as vestigial like family member 4. The record is from RefSeq and is a predicted model, not a curated record. Lineage: Eukaryota; Metazoa; Chordata; Actinopteri; Cyprinodontiformes; Cyprinodontidae. Gene Ontology annotation, biological process: negative regulation of DNA-templated transcription. The transcript has 5 exons. Gene Ontology annotation, molecular function: transcription coactivator binding. The coding region runs from base 329 to 1270 and encodes 313 amino acids.
CAUACCAAGCAUAGCCUGCGUGUCAGUGCAGUAGACCUACAGCUGGCUGUGAGGACGACUGACGCUACUUUUUCGCUUGUUUUUGUCGUUCUUUGUCUUUGCUAUAGCUUGACACACAUUUAGAGGGGAGAAAGAAAACACAUUGAAACCAGUUAAAACAACAGCGAGGCCACUUUUUUUUGUUUUGUUUUGCUAACGGGUUUUAAAAGAGACAUAAAGUUUGAGGCUGGGCCUUUUAGCUUUUUGACCGUAGCUUGGAAGGAGAAUUCAGGGAGAAGAAGCUGGUCUUUAUUUUUUUUAUUUUUUUGUUUUAAUGAAAGCUCGAUAAAUGCAUCUAACGAAGAUGGACCUGUUGAACUACCAGUACCUGGACAAAAUGAACAACAACAUCGGUAUCCUCUGCUAUGAAGGUGAAGCAGCAUUAAGAGGGGACCCCAGAUUCCAGUCCUUGUCCCUAUCCUCGUCUUCUUCCUCGUCAUCCUCUUCUUCCUCCAUCUCCAGCCACAGGACUGGCCCUCCUCCCAUCAGCCCCACCAAGAGGAAGCUGAGUGGGGACCAGGGAGACAGCGACAUGGAUGACAAUGAGCAUGUGGCUAAGAUGAGUCGCCUGUUUGUUGCACAGCUGAAACCAGCAGGAGACUAUCGUAACUCCCAUGUUCCUAAAGACCAUAGGAGGAGUCCCAGUGAGCGCAUGGUGGUGCCAGGUCCUCUGGGAGUCCAGGGCAACCUGUAUGGCCACACCCACCACCACCACCAUCAUCAUCUUCACCUGGCCACCUUAGCAGGCAUGGAUCAGCCUCUGGCACUUACCAAAAACAGCAUGGUGGAGACGGCACGCAGCAGCACAGCAGCUCUGGCCUCGAUGCCGCACACAGUCGGCGCAAUGGAACGGCAGCAGAACCGUCCAUCAGUGAUCACAUGUGCCGCAGCUAACAAUCGCAACUGCAACCUGUCCCAGUGUCCGGUCUCCCACAACGGCUGCUCCAACUUCACCAACAACUACAGAAGAAUCAACACCAAUACAGCCUGCGACCCUGUUAUUGAGGAACAUUUUCGUCGGAGCCUCGGGAAGAACUACAAAGAGCCCGAGCCCACUGCCACCAACUCCGUGUCCAUCACAGGCUCUGUGGACGACCAUUUCGCCAAGGCGCUGGGUGAGACCUGGCUGCAGAUCAAAAACAAGGGGAGUCCCUCGUCGUCCGGCAGCAGCCCGAACUCCCCCGACAGUCACAUGGUCAAUCACAACCACUCCCCCUCUGUAGUCUCUUGAAGAAAGAGAGGACAACACCCCCCCACCCCAUCCACUCUUCCAAUCAUCUCAGCUCCAAGAUCCGUGCUCCUGUCAUUCUGUCACCAGCAUCCCAGAGGGAAUGCCUGCCUGCUGGUCUGCUAACAACAGCCGAAACCCUGAAGCCUGCUCAUUCACUGUGGAUAACUUAAGCAAUAAAGACAUGCUCUCCUCCCCUCCAUUAUCUGCCAGAAAAACAAAAAGACUUGAUGUGGAACUCGACCGUAGCAUCAAAUCGCUCCUUUCCAGUCUCUCACCAUCCCUGCAUCGAUGGCUUGGAGCUGAGCAUGCGUCUGUAGUUUUAUGUAUAUAAAAAGAGAAGAAAGACUGUUUUAUUCACUUUCUUUUUUAACAGUAGUUCUGUGUACUGAUUUUUGUGUUAUGACAUGCCUGGUCUUUGAACGAAAAAUGAGAAACACCUUAGAAAACAAUCAUAAUCCACCAUGCCGUGCUACCAAAGAAACCUCAACUGAUGUUUUUUUUUCAGCGCCAACCUUUAAAAGCACACAUGCGCCCCCCCCCCACCCCAUCUCCUCCUCCUGUCUGCUGUAUCAGAGUUCUGGUAGCUUUGCCGUUUUAUGUGACCUUAGCUAAGAUCAACUCGGUCUGAUUUGCACUACUCCUUUAAAAGGUGACAUGUCAGGUUUGUAACUUGACUCUGUGGCUUAAAAAAGUGUAUUUUGAUGCAAUCAUGUCUUAUCUCACGUGUUGGAAACCUGCAUUGAUUUCUAAAGACCUCCUGUUUAAAGUCUACUAGAGAUUAGUUGACUUUGACGCGUGUGCAAUGUCUUGCAUAUGUUGUCACUUGUACAGAUGUUAAGCACUCCAUUGAAAUUGGGCAGCAGGAGCGUUUGGUCACCUGCUAGAAACUAGUUUAACCAUGAGAUCAUGGUGCUUCAUUUGGACAGAAGUUAAUUAUGGAAGGUGGGUGUUGCUGUUUUGAAGCUCAGCUUCUGAUCUGUGAUCAGUCUCCAGCAACACCUACCUGCAGAAUGUCAGUCUGCACUGAAAACCCUCUGUUGACAGAAGAGUGGUUUAAAUGGACCCAGUGUUGGAGGAGUCCAGAAAUGUGUCCACAUCAAGGUGUCAUGGAUACUGAGAGGGAGAAAAAAAGAAUUUGGUAAAUUUAUCUGUUUUGUAACUUUCUGAUGUGGUCAAAGAUUACGUGAAUAAUGUGAGAGCAUUGUCCAAAACACUGAUCUAGCUCCUGUAGAGUAAAUCAACCCUUUAAAUGCGAUUGCUAUCAAACGAACAAAGCGGGAAUUUGUUUCCUCCCCAUUGUCCUAACUGUUAGAAUCACUACCUGAAGGAGGAGUUUAAGGCCGGGCUCCACUGAACCUGCGUCUUUGAUGUGUUUCAAAGGCGUUAACUGUUGACACUGAUGAGGGGAUAGAUGACGCUGAACGUCACUUUGUGGUUUUCGAAAAUAAACGGGAGGGGGGGGGGGUUUAUCAUGAUCUCUUCAAACACACCUUUUGUUUCUGUGACUCUUUGAACAUCGGUGUUAGAAUUAUAUUUGACUAACACCCUGCUAUCUACGUCUCCCCCUCUUACAGACUGUGGUUUAUUAGAUUUCUAAUCAAUGCUUUUACAGGUGCAUGUAAUGUUUUUUUUUUUAUAACUGGUAUCUAUUAGGGUUUUUAGCAUUUCAAGCUCAACUAUUAACCUUUUUUUUUCAUUCAAAUGUUACUACUUUUGUUGUCAAAAACAGACUACCGAUGCUAUACACUCACUGCUGGGUCAGUUGUACUCAAUAUUGUUGUUUUUAUUAUACCUUUGUAUUUUUCUGUUUGUUUUUUUCAUUAAUAUUAGUGUGGUAACAAACAUCUAUAGUGGGACAGCCUCCGGACAGGCUCUGCUAAGUGACACAAGCUUUUCUUUCUUAAAACCUUCUCAGCCUACAUCUACUGUAAGGUCAUCAUGUUGGGUUUGGUUCUGCUGCUCUUUAUGGUUUCCAUAAGAUGUUGAUCAUUUGCUGGUACAGGACUUUACAGACUUCACAAGCUGACACACAAGUUGAUAGUCAUAGGGGCUUGGAUGCUUUUGGUGGUGCAGUGUCUUAAAAAUACAUUGCAUCUUAUUGACACUAAAGCGUUUAAACAGAAAACCUGGAAUUGGGCAACUUAAAAGCUUUCCAAGAUCAGCAGUUAAUCUGAAUUUACAUCAAUGCUGCAGCUCUUACUGCCUCCCUCACUAGACUUAUGUAAUUUAAUGCUUUCUUUAUAGAAGAACAUUAUUUCCUGCAGCCUAUAGUCAUCAAUGAUCUUCACUAAUACAGCCUGCACCAUGGUGGCAUACAUUCCUCCAUUUGGGAACUUAAUGUAGGUCUCAAUCAUGCCCUACAUCUCAGAGCGUGUUUCCUACACACUGCUUUCCUCUGCAGAUUUGCUUCAAACAAAAGGAACAGACUUUGCUUUGGUGCCAUAACAUUUUCUAACACUUUUAAAGUUUUUGCUUGAGAGACCUAGACCUAUAGUAGUUGUUUGGAGAAUCAUUUCAUGUCACAGAAUUAAUAGACAAUGAGGUUUAUUAUUUUUUUGCUUAGUGAUGAGUUUUUGGUAGCAAGUAAGGUGAUCCUACAAAGUUCCUAUAAAGGAAGGUGUUCUCUGGAUUGUCCACACAUUCCUGCAAUCAAAACAGAUUUGAUGAGGACAGUGUCCCAAGGGUUUGUUAGCUUAAAGAGAUCAUGAUCACUUUUACACGCUUUGACAAGGGAGGUGUGCCAGGCAGGCUGGGGUGACAAAGACUGAGCUGCAGGAGCUGUGCUUCUGUAAGCGUAAGGUGUGAGUCACAAGAUAUUUACCUUCCACCUAAAGACUGCAGUGCUGUGAAAAACCUGGUCCCCUUACAGAUUGCUUCUGUUUUGGCUAUGUGACACACUUUGUCAAUAUCUUAAUAUCAGACAGAAAAACCAGGGUGUAAUUUGUAGGAAUAAAGAUAAUGACACUCACCUGUUGGAAAUGAAUUAGUCUUUAAACCUACAACCUUUGAUGCUAACCAAUGGAUGAGCCUUUCAUCCAAACACUUCCAAAAGAUUUUAUUUUAUUUUUUACAAUUAUGCACUCUUGGAAUAAUGCAGAAUGCUUUUGACAUGGCGUACUCUGGCUAGUAGUUAGUAUUUAUGUUCGAUUUACCCCUGUUGUCUGUCUGAUAUUAAAAUUAAUUUGAUCUUAAACUUUUAAAUGUGACAAAAAAGCAGAAGAAUUCUGUAACGGGGUAAAUGUUUUUAUUCAGCACUGUAUUCAGGGUCUCAUGGCGAUCCCCAACCACCUUGCAAGAAAAUGUUGAGGGAAAGAGUGGAAGUCCAGAGAUUUUUAUUUAGUUUCUCAUCAUUUCACUACCACCCUGUAGGCAGGAGGUGUGGGCUUUGCUCGGGCUGGCACUCCCUACACUCUGUAGGAAAA